Biomphalaria glabrata is the source of this 1971-nucleotide messenger RNA. RefSeq lists its product as uncharacterized. The transcript has 23 exons. The record is from RefSeq and is a predicted model, not a curated record. Lineage: Eukaryota; Metazoa; Mollusca; Gastropoda; Planorbidae. The coding region runs from base 248 to 1657 and encodes 469 amino acids.
AGCAUAUAACAUUGAUAAAGUAGCUGUCGGACCUUGACAAGAUGGCAUCUAAGACUCUAGGCCAUAUAAAAAGAGGGAAACAAUUAAAACAAAGGGACAGCAUAAGGUUUAGUAUCGGUUAAGUUAGAGAAACUCCACAUAAUACAGAAAUAAACUAGGUCGUCGGGACACAUCUUUCAGUAGUUAGUGAAAUCCUUAGAACCACAGCUUAUAGUCAAUCCAAAGAACUGUAACAAUAAAUACUACCAUGGCAAUAUUAAUUGUUUUAGCUAUGUUUGUGUAUUACUGUCAAGGUCAGUAUGUGGCGAUACCAAGUAAUCAUUUUACUGUUCCUGCUUCAGCAUUUCGCCAGGGAGGAACCGUUUCGUUUGUUGGCUCCUCUCUAACAGAUGUGUGCAGAAAACUCAUGGCUUUUGGAGGAAAGGAAGCUUUAUCUGAUGGAAUGGGAGCUGCAGCCAAAUACUUCGCUCAUCAGAAAAUCCCGGGUGCAGUAGCUGGAGGCAACGAUCCACAGAUGCAAUGUUUAUAUCAACAAGCUACAGGAAGUAUGAUGCCAGGCAUGGUAGGAGCCACAGAUCCAGGCAAUAUGUUUGGAGACUACUUUGACACAGUUAUUGAAUAUCCAAUGAUCCUUGAUCCAUGCGCUAAUCCACAAUGUAACGGCAAAGUCAAUCCAACUGUACUUCUGAUGCAAGCGUUCGCCCCUAGGAUGGGAAUGGGCAUGACAGGAAUGGGCGGCAUGACAAGCGGCUUUCCAGGAAUGGGCGGCAUGACAAGCGGCUUUCCUGGAAUGGGCGGCAUGACCGGAACAAGUGGUUUUCCAACAACGAGUAUGGGAAGUAAUCCCAUGUCCUCCAUGUACAACAACAAUCCACUGCUGGCAAUGCUUACUGGGAUGACUAACGCCAAGCAACCUGCAGUUCCCACGACUCCAACGGCUGCACCAACCAAGACACAACAAAGCACUGGAGGUUUUCCUCCACAGUUUGCUCAGAUGAUGCAGAUGUUUCAGAACCCACAAAUGGCUCAGAUGUUCAAACAGUUCAUGAGUUCUCAAGGUGUUCCCAGCUCUGGACCAUCACCCAUGAUGCCAUCAUCCACAGCAAUGCCAGUGGCUAUGACGCCGGACAUGGUCCAGUUGACAAAGUUGUUACAGGAUCCAGAAACCGCUAAGUUGUUAAAACAGUUGCUAAGUGGACAGCUAGGGGAGACAACCACCACACCAACACCAUCUACAACACUUUGCCGAGAGCCUGAGACCACGACAUCUCUCAUGCCUCCAGAAUUUGCUAAAAUGGCGAAACUUUUUGAAAACAAGGAGAUGGCAGAGGUGAUGAAAAAAUUUUUCGGAGGGAUGCAGCCAUUAGAGACAACAACAACGACAACAACGACAACAACUAACAUACCUCUGUGUGUUCACCCUGUAACUGGACCACCACAAGAUCAAGAGUCCACUUCUAACUUACCUCCAGGCAUAGAGAAGAUGAUGGCUAUAUUUAAAAGUCCAGAAGUUUCACAGAUAUUCAAAAAGUUUUUUGGGGGAAUGCAACUUCCCCAAGGGGAUAACUCCACUGCUCUUUUCACUCCGCCCACUCCUCCAACUGUUCCAACUAUACAACCAAUCUUUUUAAAUUCAAGAAAUUCCUCCAAUGUUUAACUUACAAUGGUGCCCAGAUUAUGGCUACUAGUCUCUAGUAACAACUGAGUGACUGCGGGACAUAUUUAUAAAUAGUGAAAUACCAAGUCAAAGUUUGACUCUCGCCUUACUAAGAUUGUUUUCUCAUGAAAUCCACAACGCCUCAAUGGCACCAGGUGUUGUUUUUUUUUUCAAUCUGUGAACAAUUUAUUUUUAUUUUUGUUUAAAAUAGUUUGUGUAUUAGAGUUUUAUUGAACACUGAACGAAGGUCUAUCGAAAUCAAAUCCACAAUUAAAUGUAUUAGUUAUGAUUAAAAUUUUACCAUUCCAAUUCUA